Molecule: messenger RNA, 2032 nt
Organism: Erigeron canadensis
Lineage: Eukaryota; Viridiplantae; Streptophyta; Magnoliopsida; Asterales; Asteraceae
Product: membrane-bound O-acyltransferase gup1
Exons: 19
Coding region: 193-1773 (526 amino acids)
Cellular component (GO): endoplasmic reticulum
Molecular function (GO): acyltransferase activity
Source: RefSeq, a predicted model, not a curated record
UUCACUCGUUUCACAUUAACCUUUACUGGGUUCAACGGUUUUGACCAUACCUCAGUACAGCCUGGGCUUUACCCCAUAAAAAUAAAAUUUACAGUUUUGACUAGAGUUCCAGUUAUUGAGAUUUAAUAUGCAAGUUUUUAUCUUUUUCAUCUAAAUGUUAUAAUAAAAAUAAUCUCUGCAGAUUGAGGAGAGAUGAAUAGUAACUCAUGGAGGCAGAGAGAGCUUGUGUUUUUACUUUUUUACGCGGUUAUUUUUUACAUUAUCGUCAUUCGUUGUUCCCUUCAGCUGUCCGGCGAUCAUUACGAAAAGCUUUAUGGUUUACGGCCUGGAUUGAUCUCAACUCUGCUUAACGAUGCUUCGGAUGCACAAUGGAGAAAUUUCCGCAGCAAUUUACCCAUUCUUACCUUUGUUUUUGGACUUUUUACUUUGAUUGCUAACCUACUGAGGGCAUGCUAUAAUUUGAAGGCAGAGGGAAUGUCUCUAGUUUGGCUUUUGAUUUCGUUGGCAUAUUUGUCAUAUCUACAUGGAGCAUUUAUCAUCUUUAUCCUCUUAAUUGCUUCAGCCAAUUUCUUUUUGGUUAAGGUAUUAGGCCGAACAAAAUACUUCCCAGUUUUACUUUGGGUGUUCAACCUAUCUUUUCUUCUAUGUAAUCGUGUUUAUGAGGGAUACUCAUUCAGCAUUUUUGGAGACCAUUGGGCUUACUUGGAUAAGUUUAGGGGUACCUUCAGAUGGCAUAUCUGCUUUAACUUUGUUGUUUUGCGCAUGAUAAGUUUUGGGUAUGACUGUCAUUGGUCAGAUCAUAAUGCUUAUGUUGAUCAUGAGAAGCACAUACGAAAAUGCACCACUUGUUCUUCAGGAAAAAUAUGCUACAGAAUGUUACAGGAGAGAAGUGUGGGCAUCGACAAGUUCUCAUACGCUUUAUACCUGUGUUAUUUGCUUUACGCACCACUUUAUAUUGCUGGACCGAUUAUAAGUUUCAACGCCUUUGCCGCCCAGCUGGAUACACCUCAGAAGAAUUAUACAAUUAAACAAGUGGCUUGGUACGGUGUUCGUUGGGUCCUUAGUCUGUUUCUUAUGGAAAUAAUGACACAUUUCUUCUAUUACAAUGCCUUUGCUAUUAGUGGAAUUUGGAAACAAUUGUCACCUAUGGAGGUCUUCAUUGUCGGAUAUGGGGUUCUAAACUUCAUGUGGCUAAAGUUCUUCCUCAUCUGGCGCUACUUCCGUUUUUGGGCACUGGUGAGUGGUAUUGAAACCCCAGAGAACAUGCCACGCUGUGUAAAUAACUGCUAUAACCUGGAAAGCUUUUGGAAAAAUUGGCAUGCUUCCUUUAACAAAUGGCUUGUGAGGUACAUGUACAUACCCCUCGGGGGAUCUGGAAGGAAGCUCUUGAAUGUAUGGGUUGUUUUCACAUUUGUUGCCGUAUGGCAUGAUCUCGAAUGGAAACUUCUUUCUUGGGCAUGGUUGACAUGCAUAUUUUUUAUUCCUGAAAUGAUUUUGAAGUCAGCAGCAACUUCUUUUCAGGUUGAUAAUGUUUUCAAGGCGUUCAUUUUCCGUGAACUUAGUGCAGUUGCUGGUGCCAUCACAAUCGCUUGUCUAAUGGUGGCUAACCUUGUUGGCUUUGUGAUUGGACCAUCUGGUAUAAGUUGGUUAAAAUCUGUAUUUCUUCAGGCCGAAGGACUACCUACUCUUUUGGGCUUGCUUAUAACAUUUUAUAUUGGAACAAAGCUAAUGUUCCAUGUAUCUGAUUCCAAGCAAAGGACGCAUCAGAGUUAAAGAUAGAUUUGCUUCCCGUUGACCCUGAUCCAAACCCUUUGUUAACUUUUUGUACACAAGCACAUGAAUAGUUUCGCUAAUAGUAGAAAGUUUUGCUGCCGGUGUUUCAUGACGGCGGUCUCAGCUGCAUUUUCCAUCUUUAUGGAUGAUCAAUGAGAUGCCUACAUAGACAACUUUUUGUGAUGCACCAGAAUUUGUAAUGUAGAUCUUUAUGUUUGACUUUUGAGGGUCAAAUGAGAUAUGGUUGAUUGGUUGACAA